Molecule: messenger RNA, 3850 nt
Organism: Nelumbo nucifera (sacred lotus)
Lineage: Eukaryota; Viridiplantae; Streptophyta; Magnoliopsida; Proteales; Nelumbonaceae
Source: RefSeq, a predicted model, not a curated record
UCUUUGCUUUAUUGAAUCUUUUGAUUAUUCUCCGCCGGGCCCAACGUUGAAGUCUUCAUCAGGGGCACGUUCACCGGCCCGAGAUUCUCCGGCGAUUGAUGGCAUUGUUUUUGUUUUUCAAUUUCAGAAAACCAGUGACAGAGAAGGCGGUGACUGGAGAUAAGACCGUGACUGCUUUCGAGAAAACAGCCGGGUGUUCGAUGUUCAUGGAAACUAUAAACUAGAAGACAAGGAGGCUGCCCUCGUCUUACUUUAGCGGCCUAAACCCCGUAAACCCCCUGACCGUACUGCCCGUAUUGGCCUCCCUACAGUUCUCAAUUCUGCCCGUCUUCUGUACGGUGAAACAUAUAUAAACAAGCAAAGAAAAAUCAAGUAACGCUUCAGUUCCCAGUCAUCUAAUCCGAACUGCCCUGAUGAGGGUUUUCGUAUUCCUCGGUUUUUGAGCUUCAAUUCUACUGUAAUAUCCGAAGAGAAGAAGAAGAAGAAGAAGAAGAAGAAGAAGAAGGGCUUGUCUCUGGUUUUGAAUAGUUCGCUUUGAUUCUUUUUUUUUUUUUUUUUUUUUCUUGGGUUCUUUCCUCGAAUAGUUUAAGCUCUCGAUCAAUUAUCAGGGUGGGUGUACUGUACUUCUUCCUCUUCAAUAUAAACUCCUUGGUUUCGACAGGAAAAAAGGGAAAUCAUUUUUUUUUUUUUUAAUUUUUGAAUCUAUUCGGUUUCGGGGAUAAGAAAAUUUUUGGGUCUGUUCGAGCUGGUGUAAUCUGAGAAGGAUGGCUUGCCAAGCGAUUCGUUCGUGGACGUUCUGCGGGUUAGUUGGGGCUUUUCUUGAUCUUGCUCUGGCUUAUCUCCUGCUCUGUGGAUCGGCGCUUGCUUUUUUUGCUUCGAAGUUCUUGGGUAUUUUUGGGUUGUACUUGCCGUGUCCCUGUAACGGGUUUUUUGGUGUUCCGAAUGGAGGUAAAUGCUUGCAGAGGUUGCUGGUUGACUGCCCAACUGGGAAGAUCUCUUCUGUUCAAAUGUCUGUUAAGAGUAAGUUCCCUUUCGAUACAUUCUGGAUGAAGGACCAAGGGUGCCAAUUGAAUGUUAAACUAUUGAGAGAUAGGGACCGCUGUGAUGGGCUGCUGGAAAUGGAAGGAGAAGCGUCCUGCAGCUCGUUCUCGGAGACGAGGAGACGAUCGCACAGCUUGGCUCUGAGGGACCUGUCACCGAGGAAUGAGAUGAUUAGGUUUGGAUUGACAAAUUCCCCUGUUGCUCGUGAAAGCAGGUCUGAUGUUAAGGGGAAGGGGGUUGUGACUCAGAAGCCACGAUCUACUCUUCGUCGUCGUCGCAGAUCCGCUGUCGAACAUGGGAAGUUCUCUUCUGUGUCGUCUUCCGAUCCUCCAAGGUUUAAUUGUCGGAACGCCCCUCGCUCCCCUUACAGUGUCAGUGAAACAGGCCAUGAAAUAAAUGAAGAGAGCUCGGAGCCUGUGAAUUAUGGAGGAGACGGCCUUAAUGAUGAUAGAGGGGUUUCCAGAGGGAUCGGGUUGGGUGAAGGAAAACUGCAUGGCUUUGAACAGAAUGAUCCAUUUGGUGAAAGUAAGUCCAUGGAGGAAGGUGGGCUUUUGGUUGAAGAACUUGUAUGCCAUGAUCGAAAUGAACUGGAUUUUGAUGGAAAGGAUGCCAACGCAAUUAGAGUCUUGGAACAAGCACUUGAAGAAGAGCAAGCUGCUCGGGCUGCAUUGUAUGUUGAGUUAGAAAAAGAAAGAAGUGCUGCUGCAACUGCUGCUGAUGAAGCCAUGGCUAUGAUAUUGCGUCUGCAAAAGGAAAAGGCAUCAAUAGAAAUGGAAGCUAGGCAGUAUCAGAGGAUGAUAGAAGAAAAGUCUGCUUAUGAUGCAGAGGAAAUGGACAUCCUUAAAGAGAUCCUCAUUAGAAGAGAGAGGGAGAAGCACUUUUUGGAGAAGGAAGUUGAAUCUUACAGGCAGGUGGUACUUGCUAGAGAUGAGAAGUUGCAAGGUAAUAAGCAUGAUUUGGCCGAAAUGUUGGAACAAAAGCCUACUUUUCCAUUUGAUUUUAGUGGGGAUCCGGUAUUGAUGCUGCAUCAAAUUAGUGAAUCCAUUGGCAAGAAGGAAAUCAUGAAAAACACCAAAAAGCCAUCAGAUAGCAUCACCCUAACUAUGGAGGAACUAAAUAGUAACCAUGUUUCUUUAGAACACCCAACAUCAGUGGACUGGGAUGAUGAUGCUGACUUUCUGAAGCGAGGUAAUAUUCAGAGAAAAGUUGGUAUUGACAAAUAUUAUUCACAAGUACGAGGAUCUAUGGAUGAAUUCAACCAAGAGUUUCAGGAGAAGGGAAUGGUCUCCAUGGACAAGAAUCCAUCUGCUCCAAAUAAAGAUGGGGCGAUAUUAGAGGCAGAUGCCAGCUUGCAUAAGUUGAAUAGCCCUCAAGAACAUGGUUUACUGGACAAAACUAUUAUUUUAAUAGAUGAAAACCAAAGACAAAAGGAUAAUCCUUUAAAAUGCCAAGGAAUGGGAGUGAAGGGUGAUCAAGGUCAUACUGGAAAUGGAUUCACCUUUCAUUGUGACAGUGAAGCUUUGGACAAGCAUGGGAAAGAUACAGGACUAGGCUAUAGUCAUGUAUAUAUUUCUAUGCAGGAGAAAGAAGCAAGUCCUCAUGAUGUUCAUAUCAUUGAUGAUAAUUCUAAGGGGGUAAGCAGAGAUUCAAGGAAGUAUCCUCUUUCUUUUGGUGACCCUUCUGGUGACAAGGGAAUUUAUGUUGUGAGUGACUGUGCAAGCAUGGGUAAGGCAGAGAUUGAACCAGACAUUCACCGGAGCAGUUCAAACAUGACAAGUGGUAGGAUGCCACCUGCAAAUGACUCACAUGGUAAAGCUUUGCCUUUAUUUUUGUGGAGAAAUUCCAAAUCUGCAGCUGAUAGUGAAAGAUGGAAAAUUGAGAAUGAAGUUGAGUGGCUUAGAGAAAGGUUACGAAUUGUGCAAGAAGGGAGAGAGAAGCUAAAUUUUUCCGUGGACUACAGAGAAAAGGAACAACUCCAGCUGCAACUUCUGGAGGAUAUUGUCACCCAGCUUCGAGAAAUUUGGCAGUUAAAAGAACCAGGAAGGGCUGCACGUCAAGCUUCAUUACCUCCUUCAUCUUCAAAGUUUCAGGUAAGCUCAAAGAAACGGCGUUGCCGAAGUUUGUCUUGUGGACUCCAUGAAAGCACCUGAACAGUGAUAAUUUCACAACUGAUUAGCAAUGAAUAUUGCUAGUUUCUUUUGCAGAUAUGGAACAUUGGUGUGCAUGCUUGAAGGUCUUCUCCACAAUAAUGCAUGGCCUUGUUUUCUGAAAUAGCAGUGUUGUUAUAUCAAUCCAAAGUUCCAAACCAUUACUUGUUAUGGGGACAGGUAAUAGGGCUCCACCUAUGAAGAGCUGCUGCAAUGUGGGCCGAUGCCUAAAUUCUAAUGCCUCUACAUUGUGAUGUAAAAAGCUUGCUCAUUUUCCAAGGAGUGGGUGACCAAAGAAAGAUUCUAGUGGCUUUGGUCUCUGUGUAAAGCCUUGCAGUUGCAGCCAAAGCAGUGGCAAUAUUCUCCCAAAAUGGAAGAUGGGGUUGUACAUACAUGUGCUGAUACAAUGCAACAAGUUUCCUACCUUAGACUCAGUAACACUUUUCAACUGCCAAUCAACAUUGCCUUAUUCAAAUCUCAACCUCUUGAGUUAAUUGUAAAUGACUACACUUUCAAUACAUGACGAUCUAGUGUUUCCUUCCUACUCAUGUUUUCUGUUUUUAGUUGUAUCUUUGCUUUGUUGGACAUCAUUGUCAGAUGAAUUUGGGGAAAAACAGGAGGAAGGAUUUUCCAUGAUGCUGCCAGCCUGCCACAUUUCUACA